GACGAGCGGGCCACUUUGCAGGCGUUCCCUAUGGCCGCUUGGCGUUACGCGCAAUAAACGUUCUUAUAGCCGACUUUCCCGCGACAGAGAAUGGCUAAUUCUGCGCGCGGGCUCGAAGGGGUGCUUGGGGUACUGACUGCGCGGACUGCCCAGAGCCACCCAGGCUCCGCGCAAGCGCAAUUUUCGCACCUUAUAACAUCCUGUCUUGGGGCCACGGUGGUGCACAUGCGCACACGUUGCGCCUUGUUCCCCGUGGGAGGUGGGGCCCGCGAGGCGGAGCCAAGCUGAGCUGCCUGAGCUAUGAGAUCAUUCCUUGAGGCGAGACGUGCGUGUGGCCCCGCCCUUCGACAUUCCUCCUCCAAUGAGACAAGAGCUAGAUCCUGGCUGUCUACAUUUCAGUGUUAACGGUUGCGGCGCGGACACUGGUUCCGGCGUUCGCGCACACUUACACGCGCGCGCACGCGCAUAUGCGCCUGGGGCGGUGGUUGGAGGCUACGCGCGCGCGGGACUCGCGGAGCUGGCGGGCAGGCGGGCGCGGCGAUGGGCGAGGCAGACGCGGGGACGCCUUCUUUCGAGAUGACCUGGAGCAGCACAACAAGCAGUGGCUACUGCAGCCAGGAGGACUCCGACUCAGAGCUCGAGCAGUACUUCACCGCGCGUACCUCGCUGGCACGCAGGCCGCGCCGGGACCAGGAUGAGCCUGUGGAGUGGGAGACUCCUGACCUUUCUCAGGCUGAGAUUGAGCAGAAGAUCAAAGAGUACAAUGGCCAGAUCAACAGCAACCUGUUCAUGAGCCUGAACAAGGAUGGCUCCUACACAGGCUUCAUCAAGGUUCAACUGAAGCUGGUGCGCCCUGUCUCGGUUCCCUCCAGCAAGAAACCACCCUCCUUGCAGGAUGCCCGGCGGGGCCCAGGGAGGGGCACAGCUGUGAAACGGCGCACUUCCUUCUACUUGCCCAAGGAUGCUGUCAAGCACCUGCAUGUGUUGUCACGCACGCGGGCACGCGAGGUCAUCGAGGCCCUGCUGCGCAAAUUCUUGGUGGUGGAUGACCCCCGCAAGUUUGCACUCUUUGAGCGGGCUGAGCGCCAUGGCCAAGUGUACCUGCGGAAGCUGUCAGAUGAUGAGCAGCCCCUGCGGCUCCGGCUCCUUGCAGGACCCAGUGAGAAGGCCCUCAGCUUUGUUCUGAAGGAGAAUGACUCUGGAGAGGUGAACUGGGAUGCUUUCAGCAUGCCUGAACUACACAACUUCCUGCGCAUCCUGCAGCGGGAAGAAGAGGAACACCUCCGCCAGAUCCUGCAGAAGUACUCCUAUUGCCGCCAGAAGAUCCAAGAGGCCCUGCAUGCCUGCCCCCUGGGGUGACCUCUUGUACCCCUGGGUGGAAGGAGGAAAGUAGGCAGCACCGAGGGCGUGCCGUGUGAGUGUGAGAAGGCCCAUGUGGCCUGAGGAAUGAGUGUGCAUGGAGGCCCUCUCUUGCUGGGGGAACAAGCCCAGAGAACAGCGAAGGAGAUGGCCCCCUGUGUCCACCAGUGGGUGUAGCAGAGCAUGGCUCUGCACCCAUCUGCGCUUCAUGUACUGGGUCAUGGUGGGCUAGGGUUGCCCUGGGACACUGCUCCAGGCUUGCAGCAGGAGUAGAACAGACAGAAGUCUCCUUAAUUUGUGUCUCAGAUAUGAGAAUUUUGGAGACCCUACCAACAGAAUAGGGUCAUGUUUGCAGGGAUGAGGGCUCUCAUCUAUGGCGAAAGGUUGUGUGUUUUGGGUCUUGGAUGAGGUCUGAGGACGAGCCAAGGUUGGGUGUGCAACAUAAGGCAGGUAUCGAGGAAGAGUCUAGGGUUCCCUCUGCAGCACCCUCUGACUCCUCACACACCCUGUGAUCAGGGAGUGCUGGCUCAUGGCGCAGCAGCAGUGCCUCAGUGCCUCCUCCAAGGAGGAUGUCCCUGGGCCAGGGUCUGUGUGAGUGUGGGUACUGGCCCAGGUCUGUGCCUUGUUUGCCAGUCAAAGCCAGGGUCUUGCCCUUGGGUAUUUUUGAUGAUGUGUGCGGAUGUAUGUAAUAUUUUGUGGCCUCAGCUGAAUGCCUCCUGUGGGGAAGGGGGUAGGGGUGACAGUCAUCAGGGCCUGGGGCCUGAGAGAAUUGGCUGAAUAAAGAUUUAAGAAUUCU
This is a messenger RNA of Vicugna pacos (alpaca), 2155 nucleotides long. It is a transcript of the gene RASSF1, whose product is annotated as Ras association domain family member 1. Gene Ontology annotation, cellular component: nucleus; microtubule cytoskeleton. The record is from RefSeq and is a predicted model, not a curated record. Gene Ontology annotation, biological process: Ras protein signal transduction. NCBI's taxonomy places the organism in Eukaryota, Metazoa, Chordata, Mammalia, Artiodactyla, Camelidae.